Messenger RNA from Protopterus annectens (West African lungfish), 1032 nucleotides. Its product is annotated as putative protein TPRXL. The transcript has 3 exons. The record is from RefSeq and is a predicted model, not a curated record. Lineage: Eukaryota; Metazoa; Chordata; Ceratodontiformes; Protopteridae. The coding region runs from base 1 to 1032 and encodes 343 amino acids.
AUGGUUACUGAAAUUAGUCAUCAAACUUGUAAUGAGCAUGGGGAGCCUAUAGGGCCCAGAGACCUGUUAGCCCUUAUCAAGAAUGAGUUUGAACCCAGGCACAGCUACCUGUAUUAUGAAAGGACAAGUCAGGCAGUGCCACUGGCUCUACACCCAACUCUCCCUCUGUAUCCAGCCGUACCACCAAUCUAUACCCGAAUUUCCCUCUGUAUCGAACACAGUACCACCAGCUCAACACCCAACACUCCCACUGUAUCCAGCAGUACAACCUGCUGUCCACCCAACACUCCCCCUGUAUCAACCAGUACCACUGCUCACCUCCUGACUCACCCUAUAUAUCCAGCAGUACCACCUGCUCUAUACCCAACUCUCUCUGUAUCCAACACUACCACCUCCUCUACACCCAACUCUCCAUCUGUAUCCAGCAGUAUCACCCGUUCUACAGCCAACUCUCCCUCUAGAUCCAGCAGUACCACCAGCACUACACCAGACUACUAUCCCUCUGUAACCAGCAGUACCACCAGCUCUACACCAAACUCUCCCUUAGUAUCCAGCAGUACAACCUCCUUUACACCUAGCUCUCCCUCUACAUCCAGCAGUGUCACCUGCUCUAUACCCAGCUGUCAAUCUGUGUCCAGCAGUACCAUCUGCUGUACAUCCCAGUCUCAUUCUGUAUCUAGCAGAAACAGCAGCUGUACACCCAACUCUCCCUCUGCAUCCAGCAGUAUUAUGGGGUCUACACCCAACUGUCCCACAGUAUCCAGCAGUACCACCGGCUCUAUAUCCAACUCUACCUCUCUAUCCAACAGUACCACAUGCUCUACACCCAACUGUCAAUCUGUGUCCAGCAGCACCACCUGCUCUUCACCCGACUAUUCCUCAGUAUCCAGCAGUACCAUCUCCUCUACUCCUAACUCUCCCUCUAUGUCCAGCAGUACAUCCACUCUACAACCCACUAGCACUCUGUAUCCAGCAGUAUCACCUGUUUUCCACCCAACUUUCCCUCUAUAUCCAGCAGUACCACCAGCUUAA